AUGAAGGUUCAUCCGAUGCCUAGGAUGCGCGGCAACCUCACACUGCGCUACGACGUCGCUUCGGCCCUGGCUCAGGCAAGUGGCUGCCGGCAGAAGAAGCUGCGGCGACUGCCCCACAUCUUCGCGAAGGUGCUGGAGCUCCCCUUCCGCUCCGACGCCGACGUCUCGAUCGACGAGACCCCGGGCUCCCUCAGGUUCACCGCCGCCACCGACGACAUCGGCGGCGGGGUCUGGGCCGACGCGAUCGAGAUCCACCCGGGGGUCACGAAGAUCGUCGUGAGGGGGGGCGGCGUCGCCGACCUUUCGGGGACUGAGCUCGAGCUGGACCUCUGGCGGUUCCGGCUGCCGGCCUCGACGCGGCCGGAGCUCGCCUCCGCAGCGUACGACGACGGCGAGCUGGUGGUGACGGUGCCUAAAGGGGCGGCGACCACGGAGGAGGAUGAGGAGGACGACGGAGGUACCGACGAGGAUGGGCCUAGGCUUGUUAUUGUACAGUAA
Molecule: messenger RNA, 498 nt
Organism: Striga asiatica
Lineage: Eukaryota; Viridiplantae; Streptophyta; Magnoliopsida; Lamiales; Orobanchaceae
Source: the annotation of a GenBank genome assembly